Rodentolepis nana is the source of this 570-nucleotide messenger RNA. Lineage: Eukaryota; Metazoa; Platyhelminthes; Cestoda; Cyclophyllidea; Hymenolepididae. The record is from the annotation of a GenBank genome assembly.
AUGAUGUUUCCAGAGGAAGAUUUCGGGAGUCGUCGCUCUCGUUAUCGUGAUGACGAAUCCGAAAGUCGGUAUGAUCGUGAUCAUCGCUCGAAUCGUCGAAGUCGCUCUCACAGCAGGGAUUACCAUCGUGGCAGUCAUAGCAAACGAUAUCAAGAAGAAACUGGUCGAGAAUACGGUCGCCACAGUGAUCGUUCUUCCCGACGACAUGGAUCAAGAGAAAGGCGCCGCGAACGUUCUCGUGAUCGUAGUCAGAUUUCAUCCAUUCCUCACAGGGAGUCUUCGAAUGCCCCAGAUUCCUCACGUUCAAAUCGAAACGAAGCAACUAGGGAUUCAAAAGGACGUCGUGGAGGCGAAAAGGAGUCCUAUAGAAGCAGUCAUCGCAGUGGUCGCCAUCGUCGAUCACCAGCCCCACGUAGCAACCGAUCACCUUCUACAUCUCGAAGAGCUGAUCUUCCGGAAGUAGGGAUUCAUUCAUCUUCAACGACAUCUGUUAAUCCACUGGAGGCAGUUUCAGCUGCAGCUGCUGAUAUUAGUGAGAAACUGCGUCGAUCAGGAGAUGGGGUUUUUUAA